Molecule: messenger RNA, 948 nt
Organism: Papaver somniferum (opium poppy)
Lineage: Eukaryota; Viridiplantae; Streptophyta; Magnoliopsida; Ranunculales; Papaveraceae
Product: protein FAR1-RELATED SEQUENCE 5-like
Exons: 3
Coding region: 1-948 (315 amino acids)
Source: RefSeq, a predicted model, not a curated record
AUGGACGAUGAAUCAAAUACAGAUGACAAUGGAAAAACACCAACAGCUAAAAUUCCUCAGUAUCAGCAAAGUCUCAUUGUCUAUGAAAAACAAUAUCCAAAGGCUAACGAUGAGCCAAAGCCUUACAACGAUGAUUCACAAUCCGGUGGGGGUGCUCCAAAGACAAUGGAAGAGCAAGAGAAAAGCUAUUCAAUUGAUUUGAAUGAAACUGCUGAUCCAGGAGAAUCUAUAUCGGAGGAGAACUAUGUUCAAACAAUUACCGAAGUGAGUGUGGUUACUGGAAAGCCUAUGGAAAAUGACGUAAACAUAAUAGGAAGAACCUUCAAGUCUGACGAUGAUGCAUAUGAAUUUUAUAAUGCUUAUGCAAGGACAGUUGGAUUCAGCAUGAGAAAACAAUCUGCUUCAAAAACAAAAGCAGAUAAAGAAGUUAUGGGAAGGAUAUUUUGUUGUUUGGGUGAAGGAGAACGCGAAAAACACCCUAGGGGGACACCAACUAAACCUCGAGCGCUGACGCGAACUGGUUGUAUGGCAAGAAUGCAAAUUAGGAUUAAUGACGACGAAACAUAUUCUAUUGUGAGUUUUGUGACGGAGCAUAACCAUGAGCUUUCUUCCCAAGAUAAGGUGCAUUUGUUGCGAUCACAAAGAAAAAUACAACCUGCUCAAGCUACUUUAAUAAAUAAUAUGGUUUCUGCAGGAUUUGGAGCAACUAGGAUUUUUUCGUAUAUGAGCGAAGAAGCAGGAGGGCCGCAAAAUCUUAAUUUUACUCAAGAAGAUUGUAAUAAUUUGGUGCAGGAAAAACGUAUUGAUUAUCUAAAAGUAGGUGAUGCGAAAGUUCUUUUAGCUUAUUUCAAAAGAAAUCAAAAAGAAAAUAAGUCAUUUUUCUACACUAUUCAAGUUGGCGAUGACGACCGUAUUAUGAAUUGUUUCUGGUGCGAUGCUAAAUCUUGA